AAAUAGUUGUCACUUCUUAAUAUUAUUCAUUACAUCUGAAUUUCAAAGAAGAAAGAUUCGACUGUUCCUUUGUUAAAAUUACAUAGGUUAUGGUUAAGAUAAGCAAUUAUAUUUUGACGGCAGUUCUUGUGUGUCAAACGUUAUUGAUAAUUGCUCUGGUAUAUCAUAAUUUUCAUAUUUCUCUCAAUAAUAUACACCCUACUAAGAAGAAAUUAAAUCGAUCGGUUCUUACUCAACCAGUCUUGACCUUAUCGUCAGCUAAACGCACUGACAGAGGGACGUUACAAAGUGUAAACAAACAAGUGCAACUAAAUAAAAUCUUCUACAAUCGAGUUCCUAAAUGUGGGAGUCGGACUAUAAUUGAAUUAAUAAAGACAUCUGCUGAAACGAAUAAAUUUCAAGUACACGAACUGAAGGAGUAUAGUCCUUAUUUCCAUGAAGAUGAAUAUAAUUAUAAAACAGUUGAAACUUUUGAGGAGAGCAUUGGCCCUUUUCUCCUUGAAGGACAUUAUCAUUUUCUAGAAUUUUCAAAGUAUAAUGGAACCCAGCCUACCUAUAUUAAUGUUAUACGAGAUCCUAUAGAGAGAAUGCGUUCUUUCUAUUAUUUUCGAAGAUUUCAACCUGAUCAUAUAAGAGAUAUGGAUAAUGCAACUCGCUAUCGAUCCUUUGAUGAAUGUGUUAGUAAGAAUAUCCCGGAAUGUGUUGAACCGUUAGGAAAUAGUGCUGAAGAAGGAUAUUACAAGAUUAUACCUUUCUUUUGCGGUCAUGAGCCCUUUUGCAGAAAACCGACAAGAAAAGCUCUAGAUAAAGCAAUCUACAAUGUUGAAAAUUAUUUCGCUGUUGUUGGAUUAACAGAAUAUCUAAAAGAAACAACCGAAGUACUUGAUUAUUUCCUUCCAUUAUUCUUUAGCGGAAUUUACGAAACCUAUUUAAAAAAGCAAAAGAAUGUCGAAGUAAAAUAUAAAACAAUAAAGAAAUCAGCUUUAUUAGAUAAAACUGCUACUUUUAUGAGAGAUUUAUUAGCAAUAGAAUACGAAUUCUACCAGUUUAUUCGUCAAAAGUUUAUGAAUCAAUUAACAAUUGUUAGAAAAUCUUAUGGAAAAAAACUAUCUAUUUAAAAUUUCAAAAAUAUUCUAUUUAAAUGAAUAAAUAACAAUAAAUAUUCAUAUAAAUUAGAUUGUAUAGAUAGUUUGCCACCACUAGUUUUCUUUGGUGAUAAUGGAUGUUAUAAAUAUA
This is a messenger RNA of Dimorphilus gyrociliatus, 1236 nucleotides long. Lineage: Eukaryota; Metazoa; Annelida; Polychaeta; Dinophilidae. The record is from the annotation of a GenBank genome assembly.